AGGGUUUUGAAGCAGGAUCAAAUAUACAUCUCCAUUAUGCUGAACGGUGGUAUAUCUAACACGAACGCUGUAGUUAUAUACCACUAACCUUCCCCACUCGCUCACACCCAUCCCUUGAACAUGACCUACGUCUCAAAUGAUCCCAGUUGGUGGCCGUUAAUCAAUUUCGAUAUUUUUGUCAGUUAUUGGGGAGUUGCCGCAGGCGUCGUGGUGGUAUACGAUUGGGUGUCAACACUCGGACAAGAGAUUGAACUCAUCUGGAGACAACGCUGGUCUCUCAUGACCGUGCUGUAUUUGAUUGUUCAUACGCUAUAUUGGAAUCCCGUUUUCUGCUCUCAAUCUUCUGGGCAUGUCUCAUAUGCGCCGUGUUCCAUUUUUCUGACCGGGAGACACAGGAUCUUUGCCAUCGGUAUCGCUGACAGGUGCAGCACUAUCACGUACUACGCAUACGGCGGGACAAUUGUGGCCUUGUCUGCCAUGUUGGGCAUCAUCGUGAUUGCUCGCUUGCAUGCCAUGUAUCAGGGAUCUAGAAAGAUGCUUAUGUUCCUCGUUAUUAUCUUCCUGGCUGUAAACAUCGCCUGCGGAGUAAUGGUAGCAAUACCACAUCAUAUAGCAGAGGAGUUCAUACUUUCUGGCACGUAUAUGUGCUAUUAUGUAUAUGGCGGGAACGACCAGCUUCUGUAUUCAAUGGUUUGGAUGCUCAACACAGUUUGGGAGGUCCUCACGCUGUGCCUUUCAGCCUGGGUUACUGUAAAACACUUCCGUGAGCUGCGACGACUCGGCCCAUCGACGGGAUCGACCAUCGGGGACUAUUUCGGAGUGCUGAUACAGUCUCACGUUCUCUAUUUUGCAAGCUUUGCCGGUGUCUCUUGCAUCCAGCUUACUGCUUUCUCUACAGGAAUCUUGAAUUCAACUUCUAUUGGAGCUCUCACACUCGAUGCUGCUCUUCAAAUUUUAUUGGUCGUACAAUUGUUUGUGCUGGGACCACGCCUCAUCCUGAGCGUUCGAGAAUACCAUAGCAAACUCGUGGCAUACUCCGACGCAGAAACUGGCCUGAAUUCGAUUGUUUUCCAGGAGCGUGUACAUGUAACCACUAGCAGUACUGUGUAG
Messenger RNA from Suillus plorans, 1110 nucleotides. RefSeq lists its product as uncharacterized. NCBI's taxonomy places the organism in Eukaryota, Fungi, Basidiomycota, Agaricomycetes, Boletales, Suillaceae. The record is from RefSeq and is a predicted model, not a curated record. The coding region runs from base 121 to 1110 and encodes 329 amino acids. The transcript has 12 exons.